CUUUGGAGUCUCUUUGUUUCAAUUACGUUGUUCUUUGGCUGUUGCUUUGUGGAAGAUAUAUAACUGAUUCAACAAUCCGUAGUUAUGGAGAACGACGCAGGAGAGUUUGUCGACUUGUAUCGCCCUCGCAAAUGUUCCGCCAGCAACCGCAUCAUUCACGCAAAGGAUCAUGCGUCUAUACAGAUUAAUAUUGCUGAUGUAGAUCCAGCUACGGGACGUAUGACGGACACUACAAAAAUGUACGCAAUAUGUGGCGCCAUACGGAGAAUGGGGGAGUCUGAUGAUUGUAUAGCAAGGCUUGCAAAAAAGGAUGGCAUUCUUGCAAAGAACUUUUGAUGCCUGAUGUUCGUGUCUACAAAUUUGUACUAAAAUAAAAACUUUAUCCUAAAUAA
Molecule: messenger RNA, 392 nt
Organism: Schistocerca nitens (vagrant locust)
Lineage: Eukaryota; Metazoa; Arthropoda; Insecta; Orthoptera; Acrididae
Gene: RpS21
Product: 40S ribosomal protein S21
Exons: 5
Coding region: 85-336 (83 amino acids)
Biological process (GO): translation; endonucleolytic cleavage in ITS1 to separate SSU-rRNA from 5.8S rRNA and LSU-rRNA from tricistronic rRNA transcript (SSU-rRNA, 5.8S rRNA, LSU-rRNA); endonucleolytic cleavage to generate mature 3'-end of SSU-rRNA from (SSU-rRNA, 5.8S rRNA, LSU-rRNA)
Cellular component (GO): ribosome; cytosolic small ribosomal subunit
Molecular function (GO): structural constituent of ribosome
Source: RefSeq, a predicted model, not a curated record